Messenger RNA from Ectocarpus sp. CCAP 1310/34, 1364 nucleotides. Lineage: Eukaryota; Phaeophyceae; Ectocarpales; Ectocarpaceae. The record is from the annotation of a GenBank genome assembly.
GGUAUGCGGUAGGUGGGGGGGUCGGAGGGACGGUGCACACUUGGACAGGACUUGCUACACGCUUUGAGACCGGUAUCAUGUCGCUAAGGCUAGCGGGCUACCUGGCGUUCUUGUGGGCGAACGCUGCCCUGGGGUGGACGUUUCUCCGCGAGUCAGCUGCAGGCGGCACGCCGCUCUCGGCCUUCUUCCGGGCGUGGUGGCUGCUGCUGCUGUCGGCGCUGACGACCCUUUCGUUGGUGACGCUCACAACCAAGGACCCGGGUAACGUCAGGAAAUCCACAGCACAAGCUGGGUCGUCACCGUCGGGCAUGGGCGGCGGCACCGGGGGAGGGGGGAGUGGGGGGGACGACCAGCUGUGCCCCGCCUCGGGGUCUCUGGAGGGUGCCGGGGGCGGCUUGGCACAGCAGCAACAAUACUUCACGCAGGUCUGCUCUCUGUGCAACUACCUCAAGCCGGCAAGAGCUCACCACUGCCGAAUAUGCAACCGGUGUGUCGUCAAGAUGGACCACCACUGCCACUGGGUGGGGCGAUGUGUCGGUGCAGGGAACUACAAGGCUUACCUGCUGACGUUGCUCUACGCCUGCUCAAGCUCGGGCGCCAUGCUUGUGAUCCUCUUGAGGCGGUGGAGGAUGGGCCGCGCACCCGAAAGCGGCUCUGCAGCAGCAACAUCGAGGGGGGGUGUGGUGGGGUGGGUGGAGAUGGCGGGGGUCGCUGUGGACGGGUUAGUGCUGGGGUUCGUCUUCUGCUCGGUAUCGUACCUGCUCAUCUGGCACGGCUACCUCGUGGCCGGGAAUGUCACCACCAUCGAGUACUUCAAGUGGAAACGUAGCAUGCGAGAUCCGGGGCAGUACGCGUUGUCACCGGGUGCGUCGAUCCGGCUAUCGGAGUACGACUCGGGGCUGUUGUCGAACCUGAAGGAGGCGUUUGGUCAGCGGGUGUGGCUGUGGCUGUGGCCGGGGCUCGGGGAUGGGUGUUGCAACAGAUCCAAAUGCGCCUCCGUGAGGGGCGAGGAGGAGGGAAGGGUGCCUAGCAAGGGUGGGCGGUGGAUAGGUGCCGCGAGAGCGAAGAAGCUCAUGUCGCUGUUCGCGAAACGACGAAGGUCCGUCGGAAGCGGCGACGGCGACGGCGACGGCGGGGCCGAUUGCGACCUGUCCCCCGUGUGCACCGAGGAGGAGGACGACAAGCUUAACGGCAGCGCCGGUGAAGAUGGUUUGGCGUGCGGUCGCCGAAACAACGGCGGCGGCAGCAGUAGCGGCAGGAGAAGGAGAAGGGAGGGGCACGAAGCGGAAGGGUUUGGGCUGGGAUUGGAGAUGUCCGACGUUCAGUCGAUGAUCGACCACCGGGGCGGCCUUGAGCCAGCGUAG